AUGGGAAUAUGUAUGGGUGACAACCGUGGUUUAGGCAAAACAAAUGAAUGCACCCUCACUUCUUCCAAGGCCGUGUUUGUCAAGUGUAUCACCAACCCAUCACCCCGACAAGUUGGCACAUGCUCAAAAGUUUUUAAGAAUGAUAAGGGUGGGAAUUCAAAGAAGAAAGUUGCUAAUGAAACUGAAAUCACUGGUGAUGUUUUCUAUGGAAUACCUAUGGGUGACAACCGUGGUUUGGGCAACACAAAAGAACGCACCCACACUUCUUCCAAGGCCGAUGUUUUCUAUGGAAUACCUAUGGGUGACAACCGUGGUUUGGGCAACACAAAAGAACGCACCCACACUUCUUCCAAGGCCGUGUUUGUCAAGUGUAUCCCCAACUCAUCACCCCAACAAGUUGGCGCAUGCUCAAAAGUUUUUAAGAAUGGUAAGGGUGGGAAUUCAAAGAGGAAAGUUGCUAAUGAAACCGAAAUCACUGAUUUUGUGCAAUUAUUCAAGCACCAAGAUAAGGUGCUCUACUUUAGUGAUCAAGUCAACUCAGGUGAAGAAGUGACAAGANAGGGCAAGGAAAUCCCCACUUGUGUGGAGGAUGAAGAUUACUAUGAGGAUAUUCGAGAUGUAUAUGGGGUCAAUAGUUUGUGCAAUUAUUCAAGCACCAAGAUAAGGUGCUCUACUUUAGUGAUCAAGUCAACUCAGGGAGAGUGGCAAGAGCUUGUCCAAUCUGAGAAGAAUCUUGAGUCAAAAUGUGUCAAACUUGAUAAAGAUCUUCAUGAAUCGAAUGAGCUCUCCAAUACACAUCCCCAACCCAAUGAGACGUUUGGUAGGAUGUUUUCUAUGGGAAUAUGUAUGGGUGACAACCGUGGUUUAGGCAAAACAAAUGAAUGCACCCUCACUUCUUCCAAGGCCGUGUUUGUCAAGUGUAUCACCAACCCAUCACCCCGACAAGUUGGCACAUGCUCAAAAGUUUUUAAGAAUGAUAAGGGUGGGAAUUCAAAGAAGAAAGUUGCUAAUGAAACUGAAAUCACUGGUGUAUGCCUAGCGAGGAUUGUUGGGGGUGCCCAUAAUUGUUCGAGGCCGACAUGA
Molecule: messenger RNA, 1083 nt
Organism: Ilex paraguariensis (yerba mate)
Lineage: Eukaryota; Viridiplantae; Streptophyta; Magnoliopsida; Aquifoliales; Aquifoliaceae
Source: the annotation of a GenBank genome assembly